Messenger RNA from Sodiomyces alkalinus F11, 1241 nucleotides. Its product is annotated as ribosomal RNA assembly protein KRR1. Gene Ontology annotation, molecular function: RNA binding. Lineage: Eukaryota; Fungi; Ascomycota; Sordariomycetes; Glomerellales; Plectosphaerellaceae. The transcript has 3 exons. The coding region runs from base 155 to 1147 and encodes 330 amino acids. Gene Ontology annotation, cellular component: small-subunit processome; nucleolus. The record is from RefSeq and is a predicted model, not a curated record.
GAAAAAAAGUUGAUCAGAAAGAUGCUCUCGAAGCCAGCUCCUCGGCUUUGACGACGUUAAGAAACAUCGCUUUUCACUCCUUCCUUCAGCGGACCCCGACGAAUCCGACGAAUCCAACGAAUUUUUCUCUACACUCACGCAGAACCGCUCUAACAUGCCGUCCAACAAAAAGGAGACCGACAAGCCGUGGGAUACGGAAGAUGUCGACAAAUGGAAAAUCGACCCUUUCACCCCGGCCGAUAGCACCGCUGGCACCCUUACCGAGGAAUCCAGUUUCUCCGUCCUCUUUCCUAAAUACCGCGAAGUCUACCUGAAGGAAGCAUGGCCAUUAAUUACCAAGUCACUAGAGAAGUGUGGCAUCAGCUGCGCUCUGGAUCUCAUUGAGGGUUCUAUGACUGUCAAAACAACCCGCAAAACCUACGACCCGGCCGCGAUUCUCAAUGCCCGAGACCUCGUCAAGCUGCUCGCCCGAAGCGUGCCUGCCCCGCAAGCGGUCAAGAUCCUCGAAGACGGCGUGGCAUGCGACAUUGUGAAGAUCCGCAGUCUGGUGCGCAACAAGGAGCGUUUCGUCAAGCGGCGACAGAGGAUAUUGGGACCCAACGGCUCGACCCUCAAGGCCCUCGAGCUGCUCACAGAGACCUACAUCCUAGUCCAUGGCAAUACCGUCUCGGUGAUGGGACCGUAUAAGGGACUGAAGGAGGCAAGACGGGUCAUCGUAGACUGCAUGACGGGCAUUCAUCCUAUCUACCAUCUCAAGACACUCAUGAUCAAGCGCGAGCUCGCCAAGGACCCCGAACUAGCCAAAGAGAGCUGGGACAGGUUCCUCCCCGACUUCGGCAAGAAGACGCUCAGCAAGCGCCGCGUGCCGCACAAGGUGGCGGACAAGAGCAAGAAGACGUACACGCCAUUCCCGCCAGCGCCGGAGAAGAGCAGGGUCGACAAGCAGAUCGAGACGGGCGAGUACUUCCUCGGCAAGGAGGCGCAGGCGCGCGCGGCACAGGCGGAGCGGGCCGAGCAGCAGAAGCAGAAGAAGGAAGAGAGGCAGCGGGAACGGGAGAAGGACUUUAUCGCGCCGGAAGAAGAGGCGGACAAGAAGAAGAAGAAAAAGGAGAAGGAGAAAAAGAGGAAGAGGUCGGACGAGGAGUAGGUGGGAUAGGCCAUGUUGCUGUUCAUCGGCGGGAGUGGGGAAGAAAGAUACCAAAGACACCGGCACAUCUCCAUCCUGCGUAUCGUCUACUACG